Molecule: messenger RNA, 9115 nt
Organism: Coregonus sp. 'balchen'
Lineage: Eukaryota; Metazoa; Chordata; Actinopteri; Salmoniformes; Salmonidae
Source: the annotation of a GenBank genome assembly
AUGAGAUCCAGCAGGAGAAGUUUCCUGCUACGCCGGUCUAAUGUCUACAUGUGAGUGACUUAUCUAUUAGUGACAAUACAUCUGUGUUUGGAGCUGGAGAUCGUUUGGGGCUGGAGAUGACUAAGGUUAAGUAUGUCCCCUUUUCAUCAAGCCCUUUCCCCUCUCAUUCAUCCUUCUCUCCCGACAGUGUGGAAACAGAGACCCAGUGUGCGGCGCCUCCCAGGGCCCACUCAGACGGCCCCUACAGCCAGACCACAGCGUACCUGCGUGGCACAGAGCGCUACAGUGACAGCAGCCGUGGUCCUGGUCCUCCAGGCCCUCGGGGGCCUCCGUGUGUGGCCCCUCCCAGCUCGGCUAGCCUUGCCUGGGCACUGCGAACACGCAAUCAGCCUGCCAGCCUGGCCCUCCGCAAGCAGGAGGAAGAGGAGAACAAGAGGUGCAAGGCCAGUCUCUCUGACAGCUAUGAGCUCUCCACAGACCUACAGGACAAGAAGGUACCCUGGGGUGUGGGGGUGUUUUAUUUUGUUCACCUUUAUUUAACAUCUGACAACGGAUGCUUAAAGUUAGUGAGGGAGAUAAGAGUCUCCAGCUUCAGAGAUUUUUGCAGUUCGUUCCAGUCAUUGGCAACAGAGAACUGGAAGGAAUGGCGGCCAAAGGAGGUGUUGGCUUUGGGGAUGACCAGUGAGAUAUACCUGCUGGAACGCAGACUACGGGUGGGUGUUGCUAUGGUGACCAGUGAGCUAAAAUAAGGCGGGGAUUUGCCUAGCAGUGAUUUAAACCAGUGGGUUUGGCGACAAAUAUGUAGUGAGGGCCAGCCAACAAGAGCGUACAGGUCACAAUGGUGAGUAGUAUAUGGGGCUUUGGUGACAAAACGGAUGGCACUGUGAUAGACUACAUCCAAUUUUCUGAGUAGAGUGUUGGAGGCUAUUUUGUAAAUGACAUCGCCGAAGUCAAGGAUCGGUAGGAUAGUCAGUUUUACGAGGGCAUGUUUGGCAGCAUGAGUGAAGGAGGCUUUGUUGCGAAAUAGGAAGCAGAUUCUAGAUCUAACUUUUGAUUGGAGAUGCUUAAUGUGAGUCUGGAAGGAGAGUUUACAGUCUCACCAGACACCUCGGUAUUUGUAGUUGUCCACAUACUCUAGGUCAGACCCGCCGAGAGUAGUGAUUCUAGUCGGGUGGGCGGGUGCAAGCAGCGUUCGGUUGAAGAGCAUGCAUUUAGUUUUACUAGUGUUUAAGAGCAGUUGGAGGCUACGGAAGGAGUGUUGUGUGGCGUUGAAGCUCAUUUGGAGGUUUGUUAACAGUGUCAAAUGAAGGGCCAGAUGUAUACAAAAUGGUGUCGUCCGUAUAGAGGUGGAGCGACAUCAUUGAUAUACACAGAGAAUAGAGUCGGCCCGAGAAUUGAACCCUGUGGCACCCCCAUAGAGACUGCCAGAGGUCCAGACAACAGGCCCUCCGAUUUGACACAUUGAACUCUAUCUGAGAAGUAGUUGGUGAACCAGGCGAGGCAGUCAUUUGAGAAAGCAAGGCUAUUUAGUCUGCCAAUAAGAAUGCAGUGGUUGACAGAGUCGAAAGCCUUGGCCAGGUCGAUGAAGACGGCUGCGCAGCACUGUCUUUUAUCGAUCCCGGUUAUAAUAUCGUUUAGGACCUUGAGCGUGGCUGAGGUGCACCCAUGACCAGCUCGGAAACCGGAUUGCAUAGCGGAGAAGGUAUGGUGGGAUUCGAAAUGGUCGGUGAUCUGUUUGUUAACUUGGCUUUCAAAUACUUUCGAAAGGCAGGGCAGGAUGGAUAUAGGUCUGUAACAGUUUGGAUCUAGAGUGUCACCCCCUUUGAAGAGGGGGAUGACCGCGGCAGCUUUCCAAUCUCUGGGGAUCUCAGACGUUACGAAAGAGAGGUUGAACAGGCUAGUAAUAGGGGUUGCGACAAUUUCGGCUGCUAAUGUUAGAAAGAAAGGGUCCAGAUUGUCUAGCCCAGCUGAUUUGUAGGGGUCCAGAUUUUUCAGCUCUUUCAGAACAUCAGCUGUCUGAAUUUGUGUGAAGGAGAAGCGGGGGGCAGGCAUGGGCAAGUUGCAGCGGAGGGUGCAGAGCUGGUGUGUAUACAGAAUGUGUCUGUACAGUAUGGUUUGAACUCUAGUUUGUUUGUGUUGUGUUGAGAGAGAGAGAGAGAGAGACAACAACGUGAUAACAUGCAUUACUUUACUGGCAGUGAGUGUUGUGGUAGCCCUGUCUAUAACUCUUCUGUCCCCUGUCCUGUCUCCUCUGCCAGGUGGAGAUGUUGGAGAGGAAGUAUGGUGGCUCCUUCGUGAGCCGCAGAGCAGCCCGGACCAUCCAGACAGCCUUCCGCCAGUACCGCAUGAACAAGAACUUUGAGCGCCUCCGCAGCUCGGCGUCCGAGAGCCGCAUGACGCGACGCAUCAUCCUGUCCAACAUGCGGCUGCAGUACUCGUUUGACGACCGCCAGCCGCAGCAGCAGGGGGCCGGAACACAGACGAACUUCACACACAGCGUGGGCAUCGGCCCUCCUCAUUCACCUGACACAGAAAGGACAGGAGACUACACACACCUGGAGGACUCCUUCACCAAACAGGUUGGUCAGACAUCUGGUGCAUUCACUACAGCAGUGAUAUGUUGAAUCAAGUGACUAGUUAAAUUAAUUCUCAGUUAGAGAUUCUAUUCCUGUUUGAGUCUUUGUUUUGUCAUACUGCAGGUUGAAUAUCUGUCCCUUACUGUACCAAGCUUUUCUAUCCUCUCCCUCCAUGUGCCAUUCAGGUGAAGUCCCUGGCUGACUCCAUGGACACUGCCCUGACCUGCCGUGGCGGGCGGGAUGACUCCCAGGAGGGCAGCAGGGAGGACUUUGGGGAGUGUGUGUGGAGCAGCAGCAGUAACCCCUCCUCUCAGAGAGGCCUGUGUGAGAGAGCCAGAGGAGGGGGAGGGGGCCUCAGCAUGCAUGGAGACAGCACAGCCACCUCCUACAGCGAUGUCACUCUAUACAUGGACGACUGCAUGCCCUCCUCACCCCUCUCCCUGGACCGGGCCCCCAGCAGCACAGACACCGAGUACUGGGGCCCUGGGGGAGGCGUGGGGGGCCGUGAGGACAGCAGGGACACUGAGGGAGGGGGUAGUAGUAAUAGCCGUCGCAGCACUCCCUGCACUGAGUGUCGAGACUAUCGUCUGAGGGGCGCCCACCUGCCCCUGCUCACCAUCGAGCCCCCCAGCGACAGCUCUGUGGACAUGAGCGACCGCUCGGAGCGUGGCUCCCUCAGCAGACAGAUCUAUGAGCAGGAGCCAGCGGGAGGAGCAGGCUCUCCUCAGGGAACACUCAAACACUCACCUAACACUCCCUGCCCUGUCUCCACAGCCGCAGCGCAGGGCCAGACCCGCGCCCCCGGCCGGGGCCCCCCCCUGCCCACUCAAAUCCCCCACCACGUGGCACACCACCAUCACCACCACCAGUACCCAGACACCCCCUCGUCCUCCUCCUCCCCCCAACAGCCCCCCACCACCCCCCUGUCCUCCUCCUCCUCUGCUGCGCUGCCUCCUGGUGGCCUAGAGCAGCCCUGUCUGUCUGACGGGGACAACGACUCUCUCAACUCCACCACCAACUCCAACGAAACAGUCAACUGCAGCUCUGGCUCCUCGUCUCAGGACAGCCUGAGGGAGCCCCUACCCCCUCUGGGCAAGCAGACCUACCAGAGAGAGAGUAGACACAGCUGGGACUCACCGCCAUUCAACAACGACGUGGUGCAAAGACGCCAGUACCGCAUCGGACUCAACCUAUUCAACAAGUAAAACUUUUGCAAUCCAUUUAUAUUUUACAUUUAAACUACGUAAAACACUCCACAUAUCACAAUCAACCACAUAUCACAAUCAUUGAAUGUAAAACCUUCAAAAUAGGAAAAGUAGUAAGUCAGGAUAUAGUGUCACCGGGAAGGAAGUGGGAGUUGUUCUCUUGUGAUUUUUCAUUGUCUGAUUGGUCUCUGUGAUUCUCAGGAAGCCAGAAAAAGGGAUCCAGUACCUGAUCGAGAGAGGCUUUGUGUCCGACACUCCGGUCGGGAUUGCUCGCUUCAUCCUGGAGAGGAAGGGCCUGAGCAGACAGAUGAUCGGAGAAUUCCUCGGCAACCGGCAGAAACAGUUCAACAAGGACGUACUGGAGUAAGGGAAUGAGGGAGGGAGAUGGGGAGAGGGGGAGGAUUCCGAAUGGGAAUAUACAGUAAACAGAGGAUUACUAAAAGUAAUUGGAGAGGCUACUGUUACAGUAAUGACUGUGUCUCCUGUGUGUGUUGUAGCUGUGUGGUGGACGAGAUGGACUUCUCAGGGAUGGACCUGGACGAUGCUCUGAGGAAGUUCCAGGCUCAGAUUAGAGUUCAAGGAGAAGCCCAGAAAGUAGAGAGGCUCAUAGAGGCUUUCAGGUGUGUGUAUACUGUAUGUGUUCAAUAGUCUCGCUUUGCCAAACUCAUGUGUCUAUUCUGUUAGAUUCAGUGGCUGUGGAAAUAGAUUGAAUGUAGAGUGAGAAUGUGUUGUUUUUGGAAAUCCCUCUGAAAUCUACUCUACUAGCAUUUCGCUACACUCGCAAUAACAUCUGCUAACCAUGUGUACUGUAUGUGACCAAUAAAUUUGAUUUUGAUUUGAUUUUGAACCUACUCUCUCUUUAAAGUACUUUAAACAUAUUCUCCUUUCUCCCCCAGUCAGCGGUACUGUGUGUGUAACCCGACGCUGAUCCGCCAGUUCCAGAACCCAGACACCAUUUUCAUCCUGGCUUUCGCCAUCAUCCUCCUCAACACGGAUAUGUACAGCCCCAACGUCAAGGCGGAGAGGAAGAUGAAGAUAGAGGACUUCAUCAAGAACCUCAGAGGUGCCGUUGGAACAAACAGAUCCAUACACAUGUGCACAAAAAAUACUCCCGUAACAUUGAACUUAGGGUCCUCAUGGGAGAAAUAAGAUUCUCAGGCUGGCCCCCAUUCUAUAACAUAGCAGUGUACUGUGAUCAGUGUUGACUAUUGCCACUGCGCUUGUCUCAUCCUUUUGGGUUGUAUGAGUUCAGGGGCAUGCCCUUUGAAGUUAAAAGGGAGCCUGCUACAUCCCAGACACUCAUAAUGCAAGUCUUGAGUCUUUCAAUCAAAGAGUUCUUUCAAUCAAAUGAGCAGAAUUUUUAAAAACACCAGGAAAUAGACUGAUGUAGGCUAAUUUAACACAUAACAUAAUCUCUCUUUCCCUGUGUGUCUCCCAGGAGUGGACAACGGCCAAGACAUUCCCAGGGACCUGUUGGUUGGGAUCUACCAGCGGAUCCAGAAGUGGGAGCUAAGGACCAACGAUGACCACGUGUCCCAAGUGCAGGCAGUGGAGAGAGUCAUAGUAGGCAAAAAGCCUGUGAGUUGUCUGGGCUUGAAAUGUAACUGUAGCCCUGUGUCAUGUACCUGUUUAGCCUGUGAACAUCUGUAGUACUAUAUGUUGUUGCUAUGUGUUACUGCAUUGACAAGCUAUAAUACUAGUUUGUUCUUUGUGUUUCUGCUCAGUCUUAGGGAGAUGUAAUACUAAACUAUUUUUUUAUUUGUGUUUUGUGUAGGUGAUGUCUCUGCCACACCGUAGGCUGGUAUGCUGCUGUCAGCUCUAUGAGGUGCCUGACCCCAACCGACCUCAGAGAACAGGAGUUCACCAACGGGAGGUCUUCCUGUUCAACGACCUGCUGGUGGUAAGGCUUCCUAACACAUCCUCAUAACAAUGGGAACUCCUAUGAGAGUCUCCUACUAAUGCAUAUGGAGAGUUGGAGACCAUCAGGCUAUCCUAAACAAUGUAGAAAUAUAUAUUUUUUUUCCUCUUUUCCCCUACCUUUACAACCACAUAUUCUCCACGUGCAUUCUCAGGUGACUAAGAUUUUCCAGAAGAAGAAGACUUCUGUGACGUACAGUUUCAGACAGUCCUUCCCUCUGGUGGAGAUGCAAGUCCACAUGUUCCAGAACUCCUGUGAGAGCCUGUUUCCUCCUCUGCCUCUUCCUCAUAUUCAACACUCUGUGUGUGUCUCUAUGUGUCUAUGUCUGUCAACAUAGAUCAUAAAGUUAACAGCCAUAUGAUAAAUGUUAUGUUUUUAUAUUCCUUUCUUCCUCUGUCCCUCUCUGUCACCCAGACUACCCCCACGGUAUUCGUCUGACCUCGGCAGUGUUGGGUGGAGAGAGGAAGGUCCUUAUCGUGUUCAUGGCACCCAGUCAGCAGGACCGCACCCGCUUUGUCAGUGACCUUAGAGAGAGUAUCGCUGAGGUGCAGGAGAUGGAGAAGUACAGAGUGGAGUGUGAGUACACCUCCCCCUGUUGGUCACUAUGGGGAUUACGGCUGUGUGUGGGUGUAUUGGUGGGUGGCUCCAUGGUGUAACAGAGUGGCUAUUGCUUUCCUGUAUCUUACCCUGUCCACCUGUAAGUGAAAAACAGGAAGAAAGACAGGGAUGUGGGAAUAUUGAUAUUAACUAUUUCUAUUGUCAAUCUUCUUCUCUCUGUCUUUCUCUCGAUCUCUCCUUCUCUCCGUAGCUGAGUUGGAGAAGCAGAAAGGCGUGAUGCGGACUGGCCUGCUAACCGGCUUGGUCGGAGGUGGAGUGGGUGUGAAGGGUGAGGUGGCGAACGGCACCCUGGGAAGGCCCAGUCUAGAUGACAACUACUCUGCAGGAGAGGGACUCAAACGCUCCGCGCUCAGCUCAUCUCUCCGAGACCUAUCAGAUGGAGGUAAAACAUGCACACACACACUCACACACACUCACACACACACACACACACACACACACACACACACACACACACAUAUAUAUACAAUACAUACAAACCACUUCCUCUUGGAAAUUGUGUAUUAUGCUAAUCAAAUACUCUCAGUAAUCCUGCCGAUUAAUAGAGAUAUGCUUAUUGCUCUUUUUAAUGACUGACUGUGUUCUUUAUAAGGAUUCACAGAAAUUCUUCAGACACUAAUGUCUAGACACUGAGAGUAGAGUGUACCCUGCCCAUGGGACUGCUUGAGAUUCUUCCUUUGCUUCUUCUGGUCUCAUCUUGUUCUAUUAUCUCUGGCACAUGAAAGAACACUAGCUUCUGCAAGCCAUAUCUCUCACCUCUCUGCAAGCUCACUCAGCAACAUUCUGUUACUGUAUUUCCUCUCUUUCAUAACCUGCCUCUUCCUGGCUGGGUGCAGGGAAACGUGGUCGCAGUAACAGUGUUGGCUCCCUCGACAGUACCAUGGAAGUAAGUCUGAAUGGACAAACUGAAUGGUGUACCUGCCCCUUUAAUACGUAUACCUCAAACAUAGCCAUCCCAGUAUAUCCCUUUAAUUGAGCCAUAAACGUGUAGUCUUUCCCCUCGUCCUCGUCCUUGACCCUGACCCCUGACCCCUUACUCAGCAUGCUCUGUGUGUUUGUGUGUUUGACUUGUGUGACUGACGUGGGUGACUGUCGUGUGCGACUGUUGUGUGUGACUGACAUGCAUGCGCGUGUUGUGGAAUGAGCUUUGCAUGCCUCUGUGCUCUCACAACACCCUGUGCAUGAUCUUGUUCUCAACUCUUGUUCUUCUCCAUUCUUGCAUAUUCAAAAGUUGUUUUUUCAUUGGUUUGUUGUUGGUUUGCAGGUGUUGUGGUGUUUGUAAACUGACACACUCAUUGCAGUGUUCCAGUGAUUUGUCCAAGGAUUAAUGAUAGGAUGUCAUGCAUGAAUUACUUCCUUUCCAGAACUCCUCCUCAACUCUCCUUCCUCUUCCUCUUUGUCUUCCUCAGGGUUCCAUCAUUAGCAGCCCCCGGCCACACCAGCGUUACCCGGUUCCGGGCGUGGUCCCAGGCUGCUACCCUACAGAAGACUACCGGCCGCAUCGCCCCAUCCUGAGCCCCGGAACGGGGGUGGGGGGUGGGCCGGGGCAACAACACACCGCUGCUGGGACGGGAGUUGGGGGGAUUCCCAGCAGUGUAGAGAGAGCGGGGGUGGGGAGCGGCCCUGGGGGGGGCAAUACGGGCUCCUUCCUAGGCUCUCUAUUCGGCAGCAAACGUGCCAAACCGCCAAGUCCCCUUAUACCACCGGGGCCACCCUACCCCGCCCCUGUCCCCCCACCCACUACGGGAGGGCCCCCUCCUCACUCCCCUUCAUCUCUGUGCCAGUCGGAGGGGGGCCCUUCCAAGAUCCAGGCCCUGCAUGCGCAGUACUGCCACACGGCCGCCGUGCAGCCCCCUCCCCCCUACUACCAUCACCAUCGCUACCACGUCCAAGCUGGCCCUCCUCCCUUGCCAGGCGGGGGCGUGCCCCCUCAUAUCCUUCAGAGAGGGCCGUUCCCCUGUCGCCCUCCUAUUGGCCCCCCUCACGCCCAGCUCCAGCAGCUGGCCCAUCUCUCCCAGCUUUCCCAGCAUGGCAUGCAGGGUCGCUACGGCAACAUGGCGGUGGGCUGUCCUCCCCCCCUUUCUCCUCACUCCCAACAUUCCCAGAACCCCCAGUUCACCCUGUACCACACGCCGCCCACACACUCUAUCAGGGCGGGCGCCAUGCCAGGCAAACCUCCUCUGACUUUGUCUCACUCCCACCCGCACCCCCACGCACACUCCCACACCCACCCAGGGCACCCGCUCAGUGCUACGCCGCACCCCGCCCCCCACCCACAUCAGUCUCGCUUCAUCUUUGGCACGCUACCCCACCAACAUCAGCAUCAGCAGCCGUCCGCCUCCGUCAACACCCAUCACGCUGCGUCCGCCGCCCAGUAUCAGCCCCAGUACCCUCCUCUCUCUUCUAUCCCCCCUCCCCCCCCCCCACUCCCCUUUACCCCCCCCUUCUACCCCCCUUAUCCCCCUUAUGCCUCUCUGCCCUCACCCCCUCCAGCACCCCGGGCAGCCUCAGCAGGGGCCCCAAGUGACGGGGGCUGGGGCGACUGGCACAGGGGGCAGCUCCAAAUCCAAACCUAUCAACCGGAUCAGCACGGUGGUGUGAGCAGCAGAACGUGGGGCCACAGAGGGCAGAGGUCAGAGGGCAGGAUGGAGGAAGGGGGCGGGGCUAGGGCCAGGGAUAGAGCCAGGGCUGGUAGAGGUGAGCAGGACAGCAGCAGCAGUAACAACAGCGCCAGUGACAAGAAGAAACGCAACUUAUUUCGCCUCUGCUACUUUCACCUUCGCUUCCCACACAUGUAG